CGGACAAAGUAACAUAUGACUAUAUAUGGCUUAAUAAAUUAGUUCCGGUUCCAGCCGGAACUUUCCAGUUCCGGCCGGAACUUCCGGCCGGAACUUUUUUCCAGUUCCGGUCGGAUCCGGUUCCGGCCGGAACUUAAAAAACUGGUUCCGGUGCACCCCUAACAGGAAUUACAAAUAUAUGUAGGGAAAUCUGACCUGACCAAAACGUCAAAAUCCAAAUUCCCGGGUGGGGGGGAUGUCAAGGGGCGCUUUCCAUUUAAUGGUCUGACCGGUCAGACCCGAAUUCUUUUCUCUGUAUCAAUGGAAAGAUUUGGUCUAUGUUUCUCAAAUAUCUAGCGGAAAUGGACCUCAUUCUAAUGUUAUCAAAAUUUUCCAGUCAGAUAGGUCCGAAGCCCAAAUCUUUUGUGUUUCAUUCAACAAUUUGACUGUUCUGACCGUGUUAAAGUAAAGCGCCCAAGGUUUCAAUUUGAUUCGCACAUUAAGCCUGGUUCACAUAUAUGCCUGCAGCGUACCAGCGCCGAUGCCGAUGGUAGCUUUAAAACAUAAAUUAUGUUAAUAUUUGUUCACCGAUUGCCUCCAGUGCCACAUUUACAUCGGCGGUAGGCAGGGAAAGUUGACUUGAGCUCAAUUUUGCCGGUAUUUCGGCGGCAAGUAGAGGCAUAAUGAUACAGUCACAGGCAUACCGCAGGCAUAUGUGAACCAGGCUUUAGGUCUAAGUGGCUGUUUAUAUGAUCCCACUGGACAGGAGUCACAGGACAUACUCAUCCCGCCUAGCCUAGCUGGGGUCAUAUAAACAGGCCCAAAAACAGUGUAUUUUGUGUAUAUUAAUUCUAUGUACAUUGUACACUAUUAAAAGUCUAAAAAUAGUCAUUUUAAUAUAUUAUAUUCGAAAUAUUUAUAUUUAUAUGUUAUACAUACUGGAAAAGUGAAGAAUGCAUGAUAUCUCAUCAAGUUUUGCUUUAAACCUCAUUGUUCAGUUACAUCAUUCGUUUUUGCACAGUGGUUUUUGUAAUCGUGUUGUAAUCAGAUCUGAGUGGUUGUAUUAAUAUAAAAUAUAUAUCAAAUUUCCACCAUUUUGAAUAAUUUUCCCGCCAGCGGGAAGUGGUAGAGCCCAGACCCCAGACUAUUGCGAUGACUCACGGUCACAAAACAAAACAAAAAGAAACUAAAAUGGCAGAAUCUUUUCAUAAUCAUGAUGAAUUUAAAACCGACAUUGUUGGCGGAAUAGAAUGGCUUGUGGAGAAAUUCAGAAAACGAGAAAAAGAGCUUGAAAGGGCUGCAAAAGAAAUUGAAAUAUCCAAAAGAAAAUUUGAGGAAAAAAUGAAUAUAGAAUGGGAUAAAUUGGAACGAGAGACACAAGAACAAAGACGUGUCAUUCAGGAGGAAAGAUCAAGAUUAGAAGAAGAAAAGCAAUAUAUGCAAAAUAUUUAUGAUAUACAGCGUUCACAUAUCAAAUUAGACGUGGGGGGACAUAUCUACUCCACAUCAUUGAGCACGUUAACUCGUGAUAAAUUCUCCAUGUUGGCUGUGAUGUUCUCAGGAAGACAUAAACUUGUACUAAGUAAAGAAAAUACAUAUUUUAUUGAUAGAGAUGGUACGCAUUUUAGAUAUAUAUUAAAUUAUCUUCGUGGUGAUCUACAUUUAGAUACAUUUCCAGAUGAUGUGACGGUUUUAAAAGAAAUUCAAAGGGAAGCUGAUUAUUUUCAACUUUCAGGUUUAUUUGAAAUGAUUGAAUCAGUUUUAACCCCAACACCUCAGCCUGUUGAUUACACUCAAGACUACAUUGAUUGCCUUUUAAACACUAAAAAUAUAGAGUCUACUAGUGCAGAGCAUAAAAAUUUGCGAAAAAUGACAAAAUCUAAUCUCAAUUUUGAUAAAAGAAAUUUAUCUGGGCUGUCGUUCAUUCAUACAGCGUUUGUGCAUGAUGUUAGUUUCACUGAGGCAAAAUUGAAAGAGACAUCAUUUUAUGGUUGUGAAUUUGGUAGUAAUGUUAAAGUAGAUUUCAGUCGUGCAGAUUUGACCGGGGCUGAUUUCCGUCAGUGUCGAGCUCUUACAGUGGGACCACAGUUAACAAAUGGACAGUCACAUCAGCCGCCACUAUAUGGAACAAGUUGCUCAAGCUUUCUUAAUCUUAUUCAAGAAAAGAAAAUAUUAUUUCAAGGAUCAAAGGUGAAAGGAGCAAAGUUUGAUCCAGGAGUCUUGGAUUGUAUUCUUCAAAUAAUGUGAAAGUAUUUUUGGAUAACACAAAUUGACAUGGAACUGUUUAAUAUUAAAAUUUUUAUUCAUUGUCCAUAAUGAAAGUCUAAAAAUGUAUUAUUUUGUCAAAGAAAAUUAUGUAAAUAAUUUAAUAUGAACAAGUCAUGAGGACGAGGAUUACCAGAAAUUAGAAAUUCUUGUUUUAUUAUAUUUAUUUUAUUUUAUUAUGUCAUUCGAGUGUGUGCGUUCUGACCAGACUUGUCAUCCUAACGUUGACUGGCUAUAGUUAUUAUGACCUGUUUUAUUACAAUUUUUAUACUCUUGUCUAUGAAUAAGUCUUGCUUUAGUAUAUUCAUGUGCUAAUAAAGAAUGAAUUCCAUACUAACCUUGUCAGGGAUGCCGGAACCACGGGUGCAGCGGGUGCAAGUGCACCCCUUGCCUUUUGCAUUUUCAACUGUGGGUGCCGUGCGGGUGCAGAAUAUGGGUGCUAUUGCUAUUUUAUUACUUUAUUCGCAUGACCUAUUUACAAGGUAUUGCUAAAGUUUUCAAUAAUAUAUUACAUAAAAUGUGUAACGGGUGCACAAAGUGCCCUUUUUUUGCGUGAAAAAUUUUCAGUAAAAUUGCAUUUUUUGCCCAAAGGGCAUUUUUGAAAAAUUCAAUCUAUGUUAUUUCUAGAAAAAUGUUUUAAUUUCCGGAAAAAAUAACAUAUUUUUUUCGUAUUUAGGAAAAAAAUGUGGUAUAUCCGGAAAAUUUUUUCAACCUCUAAAAUGGCACACUGACCAAGAAUUUUUGAGGGAGGGGGGGGGGGAGGUCGCCAAAAAUAAUUUUUAGAUGCCCUACGCCCCUGCCCUUUCAUUUUCAUUGAUGCCCUUUUGUUAAGGAGUAUACCCUCUUGUUAACCAAUUGCACCCCUUGCCCUCAGCAACUUCCGGCAUCCCUGAACCUUAUUUAAAUCUUGUUCUAAUUCCUAGGUACCCGGUUGGGUGACUCCCUGGUUGGCAAUCUCGUACGAGAUUGCCUGGCUGGGUGACUAAUUUCAAUACAAUCUCGUACCCAGAGCCAUCGUUGAGUGGAUGGCUCUAGGUACGAGAUUGAUUUCAAUAGUGAUAAAAAACAUCAUUUCAACACGUAUAGUGAAUAUAAAGUAGUGAUGCCACGGUUUACAUAGAUCAGGACAAAGAACAUGAUACUGUCAGUUAUACUAAAAGUUAUGCGUCUCAGUGACUCUGUAAAUCCGACCAAAAUAUAUCAGCGUAGCAUUUUUUUUUCGUUUCGUGAGCGCUCGUGCGGAACAAUGCCCACAAUGGACUUUGACACAGAAGAGAAAGCUUUCUUAUGGUAUUUUACGUUAAAUUUCAUGUUGAUAUAAUUAUGGGAAACAGGUUCAACGUAAUCAUAAACUACCCUGCAGUUCCGACUCUAAUAUGUUGCUCAUUAUGAUCAUAAAGAAAACUAGUGAGGAGGGAGCAUCUUUUCUAGAAAAAUCUCCAAACACCCAACGUCCAAUCCAACAUUGAACUUCAUUUAGUUGAACUAGAUAUAAUCCAAGUGAGCAUGUAUAUACACAAUUUAAGACCUAAUCAGGAACGGUUGCGAAAAAUGCAACACUAGGCAGGAAUUGAAAAAUGCAACACCUCUGGCAGGAAUUGAACCCGCGGCCCUUGGGAUACGUGAACUCGGGAGAAACGUUAUCAGUGUCAAGAAUAGUGUGCUGCCGAGCGCACUUUUAUACACCGACACCACGUAUUGCGAAUUUACUUUGGAGCUUUGAAUUUAAUUUGAGUGACAAAUUUUUGAACAUUGUUUAUACUUUGGCAUAGUCAUAGCCUUUAUUAGGGAGUUUGAAAGACAACGAAGUAGGAAGAAGACGCAGUUGGCAGGUUUUGAACGUCUCAAACUCCAUAUUAUGUCGUUCGAGUAUGUGUGUUCUCACCAGACUUGUCAUCCUAACGUUGAUUGGCUAUAGUUGGAUUAUAUAUUAAUUAAAUAUUUAAAUCUAAUUGGUUGGCUUAGAUACGGUACUUUGAUUUAACGAUUGGCUGAAUAAAAAGUCAAUUAAGAUGACACGAUUUAAGCUCAGUGCGAAAAAAGCGAUUAAAUCACACUACUAAAAAUCAAUAAGUUUGCAAGUAUCAGUAUCACCAUUGAUUUGGCACUCUCUUGCAAUAAUAAAUUGAAUAAUUCCUAAUCGUACCGUCAUGUUGUUAGGCAACGUCAGCUUGAUCACACAAUGCAACGCCACGCUGCAUGCAAACUUCGAAUUGAUAUAAUAUUUUGAAGAUUGUGGAGACUAGUUGUCAUAAACUAUGACGAAAGAGUUUAAAAUGAAAUGCUUUACGAGCGGGAAAUUUCAUUGUCGAUUAACUCUUCUGUGUAUUUUCUUGCUUGAAAUACUAGUUAGUCUAGUGUUCUUUAAGUGGCAGAUAUAUCAUUUUCGAAGGGCAGAUACGGAGAAAGAUAUAAUAAACGCAAGCAAGACAAAUGUUUUGAAACACUCGGAGAAACUCGAAAGACCGAAAUUAGUGUUGUUUUACACGCCAUUGUUUGGUCGAUCACCGUGGCCAACGAUUGAAAAUGAUUAUCAAUUCAACAAUUGGAACAACAUACCGUGUAAAGUAAGAAAUUGCAGGAUUUCGUACGAUAAGAAAGACUUGAAUACAAGCGAUGCAGUUCUAUUUCAUGGUCAAGAUAUAGACAAUCUUGAUCUUUCCAAACUAAGCAAGACAGUCAAACAUCGUGCCAAACAACGUUGGAUAUUCUUUAUACACGAAAAUCCAGAUUUUUUUACCAAAGAUUUGAGUUCGUUGAAAGACAUCUUUAACUGGACAAUGACUUACAAAUUGGAUUCGGAUAUUUUUGUGCCAUAUGCGUAUUACUUUCCAAAAACCAGCGAACACUUGGAAAAUGAGGUCAUUAAUGGUUCCCAAUAUUACAGUGAGGGGAAGGACAGACUUGUUGCCUGGAUGGUGAGCCACUGUGGACGUAAGAGAGAUGAACUUGUAAAGAAAUUGAUGGAAUAUAUUCCUGUUCAUGUAUAUGGAAGAUGUGCGCCUAAAUUUUCUCAAAAUAGGACAUGCAACAGACGAGACAAAAAUUGUCUUAAAACUCUACGAAGAUAUAAAUUUUAUUUAGCUUUGGAGAACGGGAACUGUGUCGAUUAUAUCACUGAGAAAUAUUGGAUUACAUCGCUUCAAAAUGACAUUGUGCCAGUUGUGUUGGGCGGCGGAAAUUAUAGCAACAGAAACUUGGCUGUUCCUGGAUCAUUUAUAAAUAUGAUGGACUUCAAGUCAGUCAAAGACUUAGCGGAUUACUUAUUAAUGUUAGACAGGAAUAACACAGCUUAUGAUGAGUAUUUCUCCUGGAAAGAACGCUACUAUGUGGAUGUACCACCUUCUUGGACAUGUCAAAUGUGUGCAAUGUUAAACAAUGACUCUCUUCCAAUAAAGUCGUAUGAUCAUCAACAUUUUCAGAAGUUUUGGGGUCGUGAAAAUAACUGUAGAUUCUUAAAUGACAAAGUGGAUAAAAUCAUAUCAGUCUAACACUAGACUGCGAGCAAUUUUCAAUUUUCCCGCGCGUUCAGUCUUAGUCCGGGAAACAAUAAAACGAAGGAAAAUAGAGGGAUUGCUCGCAGUCUAGUCUAACACUAGUAACAGAACUGCAGUGUGAUUUACCGACUGGAAUAUUGGGGUAAAUAUCAAGACUUUGAGCAUCUCGUUCGAAAUAACUGAAUGUAGAUGCAAUUUUUGUACGAUUUCCGCAGCCGCUCCUGGUUCGGAGCGGCUGCGGAAAUUUUGUAGGCCCUCCGGUAUAGCUUAUAUAGUGUUAGCCUCCCGUUUUCCUUAUCUAUCCAAGCCGUUUCAGCUAAUAAGAACAAGCAUUGGUGUAAAUUCUCUUUAUCCAUACGUUUAGUUGAAAGACCGAGACAUUUAUUAACAAAUUUAGUACUUAGGAACUCAUUUGAUUUCUCUACUGAAGGUACACAAGUUACUAUAUAGUAUACAUAAUAGAUUUCAGUUAGUCUGUUACUGUAUAAGGUACUAUAAGCAUGGAAUACAAUAAGUAUAUUUGGAAAAUAAAGAGAAUAAAUGAAAAAAAACCUGGAUAUAAAGCACAUUAUAGAAUUUAAUUCGAUUAUUGUCAUUUUAAUUUAACGUUGAUUAGAUCAGGAGUAUUUGUUUUUCAAUGUGAAGAGAGGGUAAAAAUCAUAAGAGAGCUUAGUCUAUGAAAUAUGAAAUAUGAAAUAUGAAAGUAUUUACUUAGAUUAUCAAAAAUUGUUUACAAAUGUGUAAAUAUAAAAUGGCAUUGUUCACUGAUUAUGAUACAACUUGAGGAAUGAUAACAAGUCUAAUACUCCCUUUAGUCUUCUUCAAUAUGGCCACCGCAGCUUCGUGUGUUACUCCUUCCAAACUUUGGUUAUUCACUGCAAUUAUCUGAUCUCCACGCUUUAGACGACCAUCACUGGCCGCUGCGCCUUGUGGGAAGACAGUUUUGACAUAUAUUGGCAGAUCGCCAUGUGGGCUACCAUGACCGCCUACAAUACUAAAGCCCAGUCCCUCAGGGCCUCGUUCUAAGUCGAUGAUCUCCGUUUGUGGUCGUCUAAAUAAAAAUAUAUUUUGUGUCAAACGUGUACAAAGCCAUAGGAAAAACAAACAUGAACUGAGUUUGUCUUAUUUGAAAGAACAUUAAAUGAUAUAUUGAUAUAUAAACUUCUUUUACAAUUAUUCCGUAUCUUGCUUGGUUUUCGAAAUAAAUCGACUUAUUUUGAUCAAGAGCGGCGUACAUUCCGCCAUCUUGGAUAUGCAUUCGAUAUGCAUACGUCACAAGUAGGGAAAAAAGCGAAAUUUUUAUCUUGCGAACCACAUGUCAUUAUCAAUACGAAACUCGAUUUUCCGAAGUCUUUUUAGUACUCAAUUAACUCACAACAUUUUAAGAAACUUUUCGAAGAAAUUUAGUCCCACAUGAAGAAGUUUUAACAAGUUUACCCUGCUUGUGACGUCAUCAAAAACUCGGUUAAUUAGGUCGAUUAGGUCAAGAUGGCAGACUGCACACUGUUUUUGGUCAAAAUAUUUCAAAAACCAAGCAAGGUACGAAAAAGUUGUGAACGGACUUCAUAUAUAACUUUAAAAGUUCUUUCAAAUAAGACAAAGUUAAUUUUUACUGUCAUAUCCCUUUAAUACACCAUCUACUGAUUACAGAUUUACAAGUACUGAAUAUCUUUGCAAGUACGACAUAAUUCGUUUGCAAAAAUAGCAACGGAGUACAUAAACAACAAUGAAUUCUAAUCGUCUAGUAACAGUACCAGCAGAGGUAUUUAGCACUUUGCAAAUCUCUUGUAAGUACAUGACGCCACAAGGCAGUUCAUUUUCAUAACAAGAAACGGGAAAAUGAAGUUGGUUCAUUUCGAAAUGAUGUUUCAUUCACACCAGCGUUAAUUAAAUGAAAUUUAAGUCGAAACCAAAAACGAAUAUCGUAAUUUCUUACCUGGUUUCUUGACUUCGACCACCAUUGGGAUUCUCAACUGUAGAAAGUCAUAAGAGAGAUAUUAGCAUGAACAAGAAAAUCUUUAUACAAGUGUGCUUUAAAACAACAACUGCCAAGCUCGAAGAACGAUAAUUCACGAUAAUAUAUUAAGACAUUUAAAUCGCACGAUUAUGCCAGUUGCCGCCCAAUUCACAUUUUUGGAUAACUCACAUGCUAGUUACCACUAUCAUGAUAAAAUGUAAACAUAGAAUUACACAAAGAUAACGCAUAAAUUAGGCCCUUUGUACCUCCUACUGAUCUGCUCCAAUUAGAGAGGCAAAAUUGUCUAAUUAUCACCUAUUUACUGAGACCGAGGGAACUGACAGCGCGUUUUGUGGCCCCGAGACCGCCGUUUUAUUAUAUAGCUAUUCCGAAUCUGUAGUAAAACCGACCGGCGGACAUGCUGAAACUCUUGAAAGAACUUUGAACUUACCGGUUGGCGUGAACAACUCGCGCCUCACUUCCGGUUUAUUAUUAACCGGUUAAUAAUUGUUUCAUUGUUGUCCGGUUGUCCCCUCACCAAAACAUGCACUGAACAUGACGUUCUGUAGACCGUCACGUGAUACGGUUUUGUCCAAUUGGCAAACAGGAAAAUUGAGCUUGGACACUUAUAUAAUAAGAUCACAUACCGUAUGAAGGUGGUGGUCCAAGGACAGGUUGAUAUCUUUCAGGAUCAAAAGGAGUAGAUGGUGAUGCAGGGAGGUUCACAUUACGUGUUGUGGGAAAACUGUAUAAACUUGAACUUUCUAUCGAAGCACGUGGCGAUGAGGUGCGAGAAUUUGGUUUUAAACGUGCAACACUGAUUUUCACAUGACCAAUCGUUCGCUGUAAAAACAUUUACAUAUUACGAUACAUUGCAUGUCCUCUGGCUCUAUUUUACUUCACAAAUACAGGGUUCCCAAUAGAAGCCAGUCCAAACAAUCACUGGCUAUUUCUCAAAAUUACAAUCCAAACUAUUUCCUCCUUACAACAGAAAUGCCAAGGGAAAGGUUUCUUGCUUUUAUAACAUACAUUUUAAAAGAUAUUCUUCAUUAAAUAUUUCGAUAACAAGACAGAAUCCAACCUCGUUCCCAGGGCUUUUCGGAAAAGCCCUGGGAACGAGGUUGGACAGAAUCGCCAAAGCUACUCUCUACAAUAGCUGAAAAUGCUAUUUCAGAGGGUCUAAAUUUCAAAAUUUUCACGGGAGUUGGGGCCUAUAUAGGAUCCUUUCUCCCUAGGAGAGUAGCACCUUAUAGGCAUUUAUUUCUUUCAAGAAGCGUCCUACUCUAAAUUCUAUUGAGAGCCCUGCAUAUAUGAUUAGACACAAAUUAUAAGACCGCGGAUCAUAAGGGACGGACCAUUAGAUAUUUGAGGGGGGGGGGGCGGGCAAAUACCAAAAAAAAAAUCGCGCACAGAACAAAUCCAGAAAAAAAAAGUGCACAACAAACCUACUGAAAAAAAAAAUCGAGCAAGAAGUAGGGGUGAUUUUUGUAAUCGUAAUGCAAUUAUUCUAAAACACUAAAAUGGUGUUUUAUGACAAGCGAAAAAACAUUUAUGCCUCCCCCCGUCGACGAACUUUUCGACGAACUUUACGGGAAAAAUUUUUUAGGUCAUCUUAAAAAAAAUAUCGUGCAAAGGAAUGUUGCAGAAAAAAAAUUCUUGCAAGCAAUUGGGGGAUGAAAAAAAAUUCGUGCACAGAAAAAUUGCCCAAUCCCCUCAAAUAUGUAGUGGUCCGUCCCUAAGAGCGCCGACAUUACCUUCAAAAUCUGAGCAGCAUAUUCCUGUGUUGCAUUUCGUGUAUCGUCAUUGUUCACACUGAGUAUUUGAUCACCAGGCAAAAGACGUCCGUCACGAUAAGCUAUCCCACCACUUACCUAAACACACAAAUACCAACAUAAACAUACAUACAGCGCACUGGAGGAAAGUGAAGAUAUAUAUAGGGCCGCAACAGAAAUACAGCUAUAUUUAAGAUCAUCCCAGACAAAACUCCCUCCCCCCUCAAUAUUUGACAUCUUCUUAGAUUAGAGUUUCUACAAAGUUGGCGGAAACAGGCCUUUUUGCGUCAGUUGUACCUGUAAGUUUAAUUAGGGAAAUUAAAAUAAUGGAUAAUUAGAGAAAACGUACCACAUCAGAUAUAAACACACCGGUGUCGUACCUGCAAAAUGAUAAUGCAAAGUCAAGUUAACAUAAUAUUGUUACAACUUUGCACCUCAUACGUAUCUUAACCAACGGCAACUUUCUCACCUUCUUCCAACGAUGCUCAGUCCUAGACCUUGCCCAGGAAACUUUUGUAAAUCCACGUCAAAGUAAUCGAAAGCAUCUACAAAAUAACAAACAAUAAACCAUCAUUGUACUUUUACCAUUAGGCAGGGCUGCAAAAUAUAGCGGACCACGGGACCAUUGGUCCAUAAAAUUCUUGAGGCUGGCAGGAAAAAAUGGAAGGUAAAACCGUAAAAGGUAAAAAGUCUUAAAAGAAAGUGUAUUUUACUAAUUUUAGUGACAGUCAUACUUUACUUAGUUUACUAUAGAUCAUUUAGAUAAAAGUAUACGUAUCCGGUAGUCACGGAAUAAGGUCUAUUUUCAAGACCGAAAUGAUUUCUAGAGUUUGUCUAGAAUACACUGAAUCAUAUUUAGUUGCGAUAAAACCAAGAUUUACUGUCGUUUAUUUGAAGAAAAUGUUUGCGUAUGCAGAAAAUAAAAUAUUUCUUGCAACAAAAAAGUCAGGAAUGGUCUGGUGAAAGGAUCCCGAUAUUGAAUCAUCGUAUAAUCUAUAUAAAUAAUCCCUUUCUAGGUUAUAUGGUUCAUAUAUAAUCAUCACGUAAAUUAUAAGUGAAAUAAAUGAAACCUCUAAAGGCCCGUUUACACCGGCGAUUUUUGCUGCGAUUUUAGGCCGAUUUUCUGCUUCUGAUGGAUGUGAAGGAGUGGAUGAGUUAUAAAUGUUCCAGGUUAUGAAAUUUCAUAACAACGUCAUUAAGUAAUCUACUCCUUCACAUCCUCCAAAAGGAGAAAAUCGCAACUAAAAUCGCAGCAAAAAUCGCCCGUGUAAACGGGCCUUAACAUGCGGGCUGUGGGAACGUGGUUAAUGUAUAUGUUAAUUCAGUGAGGAGGGUAUUCACUUGGAAAUGUAAAACCCGAUGCUGGACGUUUUUAAACAAGAUCGUAAAAUCGGGUAACUCCUGGUUAAAGUAAUCAUACAUACCAUACAAUGAUUCCUUACCUUCAUCCCUGAACUGUGCCUCAGAUCUGAUAACAAGCAUUCUUACAACUGAUGAAGUACUUCGCAAUACCUCCAUAGCUUGAUCAUGAGUUGCUGUACGAAGAUCCGCGUUGUUCACCUGAGCAAUGUUAGAAAACGUGUUUUCAUGACAAAACCUAACACCACAUUUUCAACGUAAAGCUCACUCAAGUCAGAUUUGAACAUCAUUUGAACUCGGAUAUUAGUGGAGUUGGCUUAUGUUUUACCAGCAGUAAAAACGGAGGGGACCUAUCUCCGCCCAAGGCAUUUUGUCAUAAGUAAAUAUACAGCAAUUAGCCUUUCCCAAAAGAGAUCACAGUGCAUUCUGGGAUCGUUUGGAGGGCCAAAAUAUAUGGCGACAGGCGUCAAAGAUGUGAAAGAGUAGUCAUACCUCUAAAAUUUGAUCUCCCGCCACGAGACGUCCAUCUCGUGCGGCUGCACCAUCUUCGUAUACUUCGUGAAUCAAGAUUGAAGCCUAAAUAUGGCCAAGCACAAAAUACAAUUAUUCAAACGUCAAGAAAGCUUUAAAUUAGUUUAUUCUGAACUUUGACCAUGUUAUAUAUAAGAUGCUGCAUAUACCACAUCUUUUGUUGGGUAAUAAUGAUCCGGGAUGAAUGUGGGUUCUUCUCCGCUAGUAUUUCAAUAAAGUUGCCUGUCUGUGUCAGGGAGUUCCGAUAUUGAAUUACAGUAUAAUUUAUAUCAACAAUCCCUAUAGCUUAUAUGGUUUAUGUAUAAUCACUACGUGAAUCAUAAUCGAAACAAACGAACACUAGGAGUUAGUUGAGACCAUAAGUUACUUUUUCUCUAAUCCAGACACAGUGGCCCUUAUUGAGAUGGUUGCACACGUGCAGAGAUUAGUGCGUUCUCCACUUUCUCAUCAAGUCAGAAAUCUUUGUACAAGAGUUUGUACUUGGGCACACAUAAUUAUCUCCCAUACAAGUAUAUCAUGCAUGUACUAUACGUUGAAAUGAACUAAUAUGCAUACACUUCGUUAGUUAGGUACGAUCAUUAUCAUGUGCAAGUAUCAACUUACUAGUACUGUGUCACUCCCUCCAACAAUACUCAGUCCCAGUCCAACAUCGCCUUUAUGAAUCUCUAAUUCACAUUCCUGUCCAGUGAUUAUCGGCGCCGUCUGCGGGUUUCCUGAGGAGAUUAUAGAGAUUGGGCCAUCUGAAAGCAUACGAAAAUGAAAAAGCAAUUAUUGAAGUAUACCCGCGAUCCUUAUUGGGGACAUAUACAGCAAUAUUAUACCUCAAAUUCAAAGUGUCCAAUCAAAAAGCUAAGUUUGUGCCAAUCAUUGGAUCACGCCUUACGUCAUUGUAUUUGAUUCGCGUAAACCACGCGCGGCGAUCACACAAACAAGAUGGCCACCAAAAUACUCAAAAUAUACUAAGGAGUGAUGAAUUAUUAAGUUUUUAAACUUCAAGAAAGCUCGUUUUUUGAAAUUUUGAAGCAAAUUUUGAAAAAUGUUAUCAUCAAUAUUCUAAACGAUAUGUGAUUCGAAACAAAAGCGACGAUACUUGCGUUAUAAAGCAACAAGAAACAACCCGUUAAAGUCGACACAAUAGCAUCUGAAUUUGGCUUGUCAAGCAGUUUUCGCUUGUUUUCCCGCGUUUUUUCCCCGUAUCCUAGGAUACGAGGCCUUGUCACGAUUUAUGAAUAAGGUCUAUAACUGGGUUACCCACAUGGCAGUAAUGCUGCCUUUGACAGCAAAAGACAAACUACAUGGUGUUGAACGAGUCCUUCAGAAACAUCCUAUUAUUGUUUAGCCUGCAUGGCAGGCGGUUCCUAAAAUUGGGCAAGCUGGAAAAUACCGCCUGCCAUGCAGGCUAAUUAUUGUUAUCCUUGUUAACCCAUUUAUUGACAGUACCCUACCACUGACUGAGUAUUAAAAAUCGUCUGGCGUUGGACAGGGUAAAUACUAAAGUAGGGGUCAUUACUGUGCUGAUGAAUUAACAAGAGCCAAUGGCAGAUAGGUUUGUUAACCCAUUUACUGGCAGUACCCUAUACCACUGACGAGUAAAAUCUUCUGGCGCUCGACAAGGGAAGGGCGCAUUGCCAGCUAAUGGGUUAAACCACCGUGGUUAAACAUAAGAUGUCAUGAUGCUCCAGGAAAUGUAAACAAGCUAUCAGUGUGACAUCCCAGUUUAUAUAUUUAUAUACUCGGAAUAUUGAUUUCUCGGUACAUACAAAAUUAUUUUAAAGUAUAACAACCAGCGAAGACGUAAGGCACUAACUAUCAAUAUUUUCAAAAGCGGCCAAUUAGACCAGGGGUUAAAGGGCAAUGACAAUGACAUGCAGGUGACAUUUAACAUUGCGUCUCACUAAUUAAAGAAAGCAAAAAUAUAUACAAGACAAUCUCACAUGUGGAGUUUUUUCACUUACAGUACGUAUUGCCUUGUGAUGCAGUACAAGUAUAAAUACAAAUGACAAAGCAUUUGUAAGGACUACAAUGAAAUGAACAUAUUGCAUUAUGUUUUACUUUGUCCUUAGUAUCCACAUUCAUAUGAAAUUCCGAAUUCUAUUUACCGAAAAGGCGAAAUUGGGAUACAGACCUUCAGUACUGCAACCGCGUGAGCUCGUGAUAUAUAUUAUGUAAUUCCACGACGUAAACGGUAAUUCGUGUUUUUAUCUUAAAAGUAUUUACCACUCAAAAGAAUGGUCAAAAAAAUAAUGAAUAAUGAAUAAUGAAAAAAAGCCGCAUGCUUUUUCAAAAUUACCCGGACGCAAAUCUAUGACUUUCAUUCCCAUGGCCUAAUAAAAAAAGUAAAACAUCGUAUCCACGAAGGUAUGUGGCAAGUUUUAUAUUCUCAACUUGGAGGCGUUUAAUUUUCAGUAUAAUAUAUCAUUUAUGGAACGAGGGCGAUUCGGCGAAAUAUUACCCGUAGUGAUGAUAUUUCCCGAGGGGCUUUCCCUCGAUCCAGGUCUAUAAAUGAUAAAUGUCUUUAGUUGUGAUAAAUGUGUCGUUAAUACAAUAAUUGAAGCAUCUUUGGCUCGACCGAUCUAGUGCUACACGCUAGGCGAACUUGUACACAACAUUCCUAUAUUUCAAAAUCAAAUAUAUUUUGGUUUAGGUUGUAUGAUAUUUUAAAGUUUGGGGCGCCUUAUAUUUUAUAAAUUACAAAUAAGCAAGAGGUAGUAGUAUGUCACGAGAUUUACCUAAAUUUUCCAUGGAAGAAUGUCUGCUGGAAUCCCGUGUUCCCAUUGGAAGACGUGCGCUUACGUCAUCAGGUUUGCUUUGUACAGGACUUUCAGUUUGAACAUUCACUUGAGGUUUGACUGUGGUUAGUUCUAUCUGACCUGUACACACUUUGAGUAUACGAGCAACCUGCAAUAAAGAAAAUUAAAAAAUAUCAGUUUGCUACCGAUGCAGUUAAUCAGCUUUCAUUCAAAGGCUUUUAAAAUUAUUUGGCGGAUGGUUACAUAUCCCCUUAAUGACCGCCAUGGACACAGGUUAGAACGCAACAGAAUAAAGCUGAUAUUCAUUCAUCGGUUAGAGACUCAGAAACAGACAAUUAUUCAUAAUUAUGUGGAUUAAUACUGUACCUCAAGGUGGGUGCAUCCUACAAUUGAUUCUCCAUUGAUGGCCAACAGUUCAUCACCAGCUUUCAACUUCCCAUCCUAGAAAGAAACACUUGAUCCAUUAAUACACUCUCAGUUUGAACAAUGGUCAUCACCAUGUACCUUGUCUUAGGAAAGCAGUAGAGCAAGUAGACUCCAAUAUUGAUAUCUACUGCUAGUAGGGCCGAUCCAUUGCCAGUUUUUCAAUACGAUUCGUGGGACGAGCAAUUUGUGUCUUGGGUUGCAAGCACAAUUUAGUGAUCUGUUUUAGUCACGUGAACAAAGUUGAACAAUCAUCGACUAACUGAACUGGAACAUAACCAUGUGUCAUCCGACAAAGUUCUCCCUCCCCUUGCCUUCUCUCACCAAUCAAUGUUCAAUGUCUAACUAAGAUUAGAAACGUUUAUCACUAUUCUGACUUUAACCGAAGCAGCACACUGCUCAGCUCCUCCCUCACUCCCCACCAUUCAAUAUUGUGCUUUGCAGAAGUAACGCGGUUGAGUAAAGAGUGUUGAGCAAGAUUGCAGUACUUCAUCUUUCAUGGCGUGCCUACGAGCACCAAAACAGACGCAUGAAUAUCACCUAGGCCCCGUUUACACUAUACCGGAUUACUUUUCAUACCGGAUUAAUUUUCACUCCGAAGUAAAAAAACAAGGGUGUUUACACUAUGCAUGCCGCUUCGCUCUGUUGCCAGCUCAUGUCUCGCUGUCCCCAUGGAAACAAGUAAUAUUUUUUGCCAGUGUACUAAAAUUUAUUAAAAACAAGAAGUAAUACACGUUUUCUUUGUAAAGUAUAACUUUGUUUAAAAAGCUUGACUACCAGACGUUGCUUCAUUUCGCUCUAAUCCAAAAUUGACGAGUAUUUCUUUAAAUUUUGCCCUAUCGAAAGUGAAAAAUCAAUGUUAUUAUCGUUUUCUUUAUUUGUCUUCGCAAGAAAUAGUAAAUUGUUGUAAGACGAAAAAACAACAGCUCUAAAGUAUUGUAAAAGCGAGCAAAUAAAAGGCGACAAUGGUAAAGCGUACACGCCAAAACCGAUUUUGUACCGAAGCGUACCGGAUUGGCCUGCUUACACUGCUUCGGCAUGCACAUACCGGAUUACUUUAUCAUAUCAUCUCCAAAGCGGAGUGAUUUUUACACCGCGUCGCGUACCGGAUUUAAGGCCCACGCAGACCGGACGCGAUUCGGCAACGCGACUUUUCAGUUUUCAAAAACAAAUAAAACCGUCAACGGAUAAAAAUUUUACAAGAUAUGCAGAGCAAAUAGCUAAAAUUGCUUAAGUGGUUCCGAAUAUUUGAAAAACAUUGAAAAAAUAUUAAAGUUAAAUGUAAAUUGAAAACUGAAAAUUCGCGUCGCGUUGCCGAAUCACGUCAAAUUCCUAGGAAUAUCGCCUCCCCCGGGGGUGGGGGUGGGGGGGGGGUGGCGAAAAUCCUAGGAAUUUCGCCCCCUUUAGGAAAUUCGCUCCUUUGGAAACUUCACCUUUUCUUCAGGAUUUUCGUCCUCCGUUCAAAAUUUCGCCCUUCCUAACAGUUGCAUGGGAUAAUUAUUACAUGGCUUUAAUCAUUUCAAAUCAGUAUCAAUUCAAAAUUGUUAACACAGAGCUUGAAAUAACAACCGAUCACCAAUCAAUGAUCGGCAUGGAGUUGCUUAUGAUCGGCGGAAAAGCAGAUCACCAUGAUCGGAAACUUUGGGAACGUUAUUUCAAGCCCUGUAAGAAUACAAAUUUACAAUUACAUGUAUCGACCUUCAGGGGCGGAUCCAGCUCCUGAGCUGACUGAUGCAUACAUACAUAAGACCUCGCAUUUGUAGGGGGGUCCGGUGGUAUCCUCCCCCGGGAAAUUUUGAAAUCUAGGACCUCGGAAAUGCGAUUUCCUGCGUUCCGGAGCGAACUCUUUUGUUGCAAUUCCUAUAUCAGAGUCACAAAAAUUUUGCUGCAUUUUUGGACAAACACGUAAAAAACUUGAACCUAUAUCGCAAAAAAAACAUAACUUCUCCACAUAAGAAAAAAAAUUUUGCUUGUACAAGUGUAAUAGUAGCAGUGGCAAUAAGUCUCUAUUAAAAAAAUAGUCAGUACUGUGCUUCUUGUAGCCUUAACUUUUCUAUUGAAAAACAUUUCGGCACAAAAUCACGACAACGCAAAUACACACAUACUGUGUAACAAAGGUGUAUACAGUGUGCUCCACUAGUUGCAUUGCUGGACUCAGAAGAAAGCGUUAUUAUGUUGUUUAUGAACCAUCUUCCCCUAUUAAUUUCCAAUGUUCCAUGAGUAAAAUCUUCUAGCAUUAGAAUUUAAAGUAAAAUAACAUAUCAUGGUGCAUACAGAUUAAAGGUAUUUUGUGCUUUACUGGGUAAAUAUAUGCAACUCUGUCUUAUGCUGCUAAUCUUACUCUGCAUGGACAGUGUGGUUGGCAUCAGCUGGUCAAUUUCAUUUGCCCCUAGGCUAGCUGCCUUUCAGAUGAACUGCAUGGUGAAUAGCCCACACUCUGAAUACUGAGCCAAUAUUGCCUUUUGGCGAGGAAACCACUAAACUAACACACAACAAACACUGGGUUUAAAAUUAUAUAAAUAAAUAACUAUAGGUACACACACGUUUUAAAUCAAUAGAGACUGUGUGUAAAUUAAUUUAAUGAAGCUAUCUUAAUUGGAAAUUGUUUGAUAAAUAAACCAAUACCAAACUGUACAAUGAUAAACAUGACAUAAUUUAAUCAUAUGUCUUCUGUCUGUCCCCUUUUGCCUGCCUUUCAACUAAUAUUAAUACAGUACUCCUUUAAGAAAGGUUGCACAGUAGUAUUGAUGAAUAUUUAAUUUUCCCUAUAUUAUCUUGUCAAAUAUAUCCAUACACUUAUCAAUGGUAAUCGUAAUCCUCAGGGUGGCAUGCUGGCUAUCCAAAACAUAAUACUGGGAUAAUUAGCAUUACAAAUAUAUAAUUUAAUUAAAUAUAUUUUCCAAACUAUCCCACUUUUGUGAGCAAAUUUCAUAAUUAUAACCUGUAUACACCAGUUACAGUAUAUACAGUAUUUAUACCGUCCAGCAUUUUAUCAUUGAUUCUAAGAUUAAAUCUGUCAGGAGAAUGUCAUAUGAUAUAUACAGCUUAUAUCAAAUUAUAUUUGCACAGACAAAGCAUAUAAACACUCAACUAUGGUAGGCGAGCAAACCCAGGUAAUCAUCUUUGUUUGCAAAAUAUCCAGCUAGUGUAUAGUAAUUGCCCAAUAACUCAGGCAAUGCAAAGAAAGACCCCGUCACAAGGCAUGCCAGCUCAUUUCCAUAUAAAAUGAAAUGAAAUAGGAGAUACCACUGGAAGUUGCAACUUGAAACAAUUACCUUUCAUGUAAACUCCCCCUUAGUCUUCUAACCAAUGUUGCAUUAAUUACUAUUAGAAAUCUCAUUAACCUGCAAUUAUGCUCUGUAAUUACAUACAGAGACUGAUGCAAGUCUUGGUCCAUUCAGAGUUACUUUCCACCCACACUAUAGUUUUAUUUUUGGUAUCCAAUCAAACUGUGCCAGAAGAAAUGUCAAUUUCACAUAAUAACAACAAGCUAAAUAUAGUUACAACCACUAAAUAUAUCAUUAUUUAAUUAUAGCAUUUUUACCAAUUAUCAAAACAAUACAUUAAAUAUGGCAUGAAUACUCAUGCUAGAAAUAGCCAAUCGGAGUCACAACAAUAAAGGCAGUUGUAGGACACAAACAUAAUAACAUGUGUAUCAGGUCUUCAUUUUUCUUUGCCCGCCAGCU
This is a messenger RNA of Paramuricea clavata, 18219 nucleotides long. NCBI's taxonomy places the organism in Eukaryota, Metazoa, Cnidaria, Anthozoa, Malacalcyonacea, Plexauridae. The record is from the annotation of a GenBank genome assembly.